UUUUAAGGCUCACUAUAAUCUCAACAACCAAUUUGUUUACUAUUGUUCUCAUUUUUUUAUUAAUGAUUUCUACAGAUUUAUCAAUACGACAAUUCAAUUAUUUUUUGUCUAUACCUGUCUCGUCAGCAAAUAUCUCAGUAAUUUAUUUGUACAUUGUACAAUAAACCUGAUGGAGUAUCUUUAUUGAACUGUCUUCCUAAUAUUGCAAACAAAAAGUUAAAUUUGCAGUCUAAAUUAAAAUAUUGAUUUGUUAUUCGACAUCUUCAAUUCAUCUUUGGAUCUAAAGUAUAGCUGCCUUAAGUUAUGGCCGAUAUCAGUGGUAAUACUACAGACAUGAAAGUCUUUUUGGUAACUGGAGGAACCGGAUUAGUUGGAAAAGCAGUGGAAGAGAUUGUCAAGCAAAAUGACGGAAAAGAUUACCCUGGAAUAAAAUUCGUGUUUCUUGGAUCUAAAGACGGUGAUCUAAGUGUUUAUAAAGAGGCCAAGAAGAUAUUCCAUCAACAUAAACCAAAUUAUGUUCUGCAUUUAGCUGCUAUGGUUGGUGGCUUGUUUAAAAACGAAGCCAAUAAUUUAUCUUUUUUCAGAAUCAAUAAUUUGAUCAAUGACAACGUACUUCGACUGUGUGAUGAAUUGAGGGUAGAAAAAUGUGUUUCGUGCUUAUCAACUUGCAUCUUUCCAGAUAAAACUGUUUACCCUAUUGAUGAGACUAUGAUUCAUCUUGGUCCUCCGCAUGAUUCAAAUUUUGGUUACUCUUAUGCAAAACGAAUGAUUGAUGUUUUGAAUCGUGGAUAUGCUCAAAAAUGGCAGCAAGAAGCAAAACAAUCCGGCUGUAAUAUUCCUGUUUUUACUUCAGUUAUACCCACCAAUGUUUAUGGGCCUUAUGAUAACUUUAAUUUGGAAGAUUCUCACGUAAUUCCUGGUCUCAUUCAUAAAGCUUAUUUACAAGUUCAAGAUGCUAUUCAAAAAGGUACAAAAGAGACUCAAUUAACUGUAUGCGGCUCUGGAAGACCUAUGAGACAAUUUAUUUAUUCCCUUGAUUUGGCUCGUUUAAUGCUUUGGGUUUCUUUUAACUAUCAACAAACGGAACCCAUCAUAUUGAGUGUUGAUGAAGAAGACGAGAUAACUAUCAAUGAUGCAGCUCAGCUAAUUGCAGAAUCGUUUAAUAAGGUAGCUCCUGAUAUAAAGAUUAACUUAAUCAAUGACUGCAGUUUUAGUGAUGGUCAGUUGAAAAAAACAGCCUCUAACCUCAAACUGAGGAAACACUUACCUGAUUUCGUGUUCACUCCAAUCGAAGAAGGUAUUCGAACAUCCGUCAAAUGGUUUUGGAACAACUAUGACCUCGCUCGUAAAUAAGCUGAUAAGAUAGCGAUAUGAUGUAUGCCAAAAUUCAUUUUUAGUUUCCCUAUUUUUCACAAUAUUAACUUGGAAUUAUUAAAUUUUUGAUUAUUUAGAAAUAUUUA
Molecule: messenger RNA, 1460 nt
Organism: Tetranychus urticae (two-spotted spider mite)
Lineage: Eukaryota; Metazoa; Arthropoda; Arachnida; Trombidiformes; Tetranychidae
Gene: Gmer
Product: GDP-L-fucose synthase-like protein
Biological process (GO): nucleotide-sugar biosynthetic process
Molecular function (GO): GDP-L-fucose synthase activity
Source: RefSeq, a predicted model, not a curated record